UAACCUUGGAGACGAAGCUACGGACGAGUCGGACUCUGCGAGGGAGGAAGAGAAAUUUAUUGGGGAGUGGAGUUUUCAUUUCUUCGCGAGGCCGUAAGAAAGACCUAGCUAGAGAACCAUAUCUAUUGUUCUUCCCCGUCAUUGCGAAGCUACCCGUUAUUCUUAUUGAUCUCGAGUCACACUGGUAAUUGCGAGCCAAUCUGUUCGUUUACUGUUUCUGAAUUGAUGCUUGAAUUGAAAUCGCUGGAUGCCGGAAUUGCCGCAACCAAAACCCUUGUGUUUGAAUUUAGCAAGUUGCUCAACUUGCACAGAAGUUUGUGGCGACUUUAUUGAGAUGAGAUUCUUUGAUCGAUUUGGAGAAGGUAUGGCCUUGAUUGAAGAAGUGCCUCAGGAAGACAAAAAAGAAGAAACAGCGGCUGAGAAGGUCGCUUCAGGGAAGCCCAAAGCAGUGCCUGCAGAGACCACCACAGAUUCAGCCACUGCCACAGCAUCAACACCAUCUGGAGGCGCAGAGAAUGACUCAGAUGGCUUUGAAACUGCGAGUGAACGUGAUGUGAGCGACAAUGAUGAAGCAAAUCAGGACAUGAAGCAGCAUCAGGAAGAUGCUGCAACUGAUGAAGAAGCAAAGCAGAAAGCGUUAGUGCAAGCCAAUGAUGCUAAAUUGGAAGGCAAUAGACUAUUUGUGGAUAAGAAGUAUGAGGAGGCACUAGCGCAGUAUGAUGUUGCCCUACAAGUUGCCCCUGAAUUGCCCUCUUCUUCGGAGCUCAGGUCCAUAUGCCAUACAAACCGCUCUGUGUGCUUUUUGAAGCUGGGGAAAUAUGAGGAAACAAUCAAGGAAUGCACAAAAGCAUUAGAAAUAAACCCUUCAUAUAUUAAAGCUUUUAUGAGAAGAGGAGAGGCCCAUGAAAAGCUUACACACUUUGAGGAAGCUAUUUCUGAUAUGAAAAAGAUUUUGGAGUUAGAUCCGUCGAAUGACUUUGCUCGUAAAUCUAUGAUUCGGCUGGAACCAUUGGCCGCAGAAAAGCGUGAGAAAUUGAAGGAAGAGAUGAUUGAGAAGCUGAAAGAGAUGGGGAACUCUGUGCUCGGUCGAUUUGGGAUGAGCGUUGACAACUUCAAAGCUGUGAAGGAUCCAAACACUGGAUCUUACUCUCUCUCAUUUCAACGUUAGUGUUCAUUCGGACUCAAGUCACUGGUUCUUCAGCUGCGGGAAGGGUAUCAUUCAUGCCUGGAGAACAAAUGCUGUUAAACAAGAAGACCGGCCAAUGUUUUUUGUCUCCCCGUUUUGUGUUCAUAUUGAAGUCAAAAAUACCAAAGUUUGAUGGUUGAAAUCAAGGUAGAACAUUAGGAGGGUACUUCUAUUGUUUGAGUCCACAAAGCCGGCGGCUUGGAUUGGUUGUUUCGGUUUUCAGGUGAACGCAUGUGUAGAAAGGAUAUUGCUGGACUGAUGCGAUAUUAAUCAAUAAAAUCUCACUCUUUCUCUUCCCUAGAUCAAUUUUA
This is a messenger RNA of Linum tenue, 1497 nucleotides long. The record is from the annotation of a GenBank genome assembly. NCBI's taxonomy places the organism in Eukaryota, Viridiplantae, Streptophyta, Magnoliopsida, Malpighiales, Linaceae.